Messenger RNA from Drosophila kikkawai, 950 nucleotides. It is a transcript of the gene Ctr1B, whose product is annotated as Copper transporter 1B. NCBI's taxonomy places the organism in Eukaryota, Metazoa, Arthropoda, Insecta, Diptera, Drosophilidae. Gene Ontology annotation, molecular function: copper ion transmembrane transporter activity. The record is from RefSeq and is a predicted model, not a curated record. Gene Ontology annotation, cellular component: plasma membrane. Gene Ontology annotation, biological process: copper ion transmembrane transport.
UCGACGCUCUGCUCUCAGCACCUCAGCUAGUCCCGUUGUCGCUUAUCACUGAGCCUCCCCCUGGCAUCAUCAGCAUUCGGUUUUUCCCCAAGAUGGAUCACGACCACGAUCACGGCACCAGCACGGAUGACUCCGACGCCAAGUCCUGUCCCAUGAUCAUGGUGUUCCAUGCCGGUCACUGUGAACGGAUUUUGUGGCGCGGCUGGGUGGCCUCGACUGUCUGGGAGUUUGUCCUGUCCGCCAUCGCCAUCUUCCUGGUGGCCUUCCUGUACGAAGCCCUGAAGUUCCUGCGCCAGCAGAUGGCCCGCAGGGAAGCCCGCAAGCUGAGCGAGCGGCUGGCGGAGGAGCAGCGUCGCAAGAACGAGAAUCCUACUGCCGGAGGCUGCUGCUCUGAGACACCGCUGUCUGAGAUCAGGGAGCAGACCUACUGGCAGCGCCUUUUUGCCUCGUCGCACAUUUUCCAGUCGCUCCUGAAUCUGCUGCAGAUUGUCAUCUCCUACCUGCUGAUGCUCAUCUUCAUGACCUUCAACUACUGGCUCUGCUUGGCCGUGGUGCUGGGCCUGGGCCUGGGCUACUUCUUCUUCGGCUGGAACAAGAAGACUCCCGAUGAGAGCGAGUGUUGUCCUUAAUUCCUUUUUGUUUUUGUUUUAAUUUUUUUAUUUCUUUUGUUGAAAAACUUUAGCCCUUAUUUUGCAUUAGGCUUACACAUCAAGCUGACCCGUCCCCCCAAGUAAUUACUCGCGCAAAUUGUCUAAAAAUACAAUUUUAUUCGAUAGUUACACUUGGUUUAAUUGUAAAUUGAUGUAAUGGUAGCAUAAAUUAGUCAACUAGUUUACUUAAUGAGCAUAUUGUACAAAUAGCAGAUAUGAGAACAAGAACCUAUCCAACGCGUAUAUUAAUCGAUUAACAAUACUUUCAAUUUUGCAAUAAAGAUUUACGUGUCAAAUCCA